Molecule: messenger RNA, 477 nt
Organism: Suillus discolor
Lineage: Eukaryota; Fungi; Basidiomycota; Agaricomycetes; Boletales; Suillaceae
Exons: 1
Source: RefSeq, a predicted model, not a curated record
AUGGGCGUAACCCUCGUGUCCAUAAGCCGCCUUACCGCAGCCAGCUACGCCGCGCUAUUUCGUGAAAACUCUUGCAAGAUUUUCAAUGAAAAGAAAAAGCUAAUGGGGGAGAUCGCGGUCAGUAGAGGAUUGUACUGUAUAAAAGGGUCAAAAGGAAGCUUUGCGGGAGUGGCAGGUGUGAAAGAGACACUGACCAUGCGUGAAAUACACGCGCGUUUAGGGCAUAUGGCCCCCAGCACAAUCGCGCAGAUGAUUCGCGAUGGCGCGAUCACUGGCAUCGUCCUUGACUCGUCCGAAGCAACAAUGGAGAGCUGUGAAUCGUGUGAGUACGUGAAGGCUACGCGCAAGCCGAUAGGAAAGGUGCGAGACCCACCUAGACGUGAGAGCUUCGGGGACGAGGUCCACAGCGACCUCUGGGGCCCUUCACCUGUCAAAACUCCCGGUCAGAAGGAGUACUUCAUGUCGUUCACGGAUGAC